AAAUAAAAAAAAAAAAAAAAAAGGCUCUAACCAAAACUCUAAUUUUAAACAAUUUACAACCAACCCAUCAACCAGUGAUUCAUUCAAUCACAUCUAUUCCUUUGCCACUUUUAUCCACCUUUCAAUCAUAUCUGGAUCAUCAAUCAUAUUUGCAUUCAUAUAUCCAUUUAAUCUACAUCAAUUCAUCCUAUCAAUUACCAUCUACAAUCUCAAGUAGAUCUUUGUCAUACGGAAAUUAAUGCAUUCAUCAAGGUGACGACGACGACAUCCACAACAACAAUCACAACAAUCACUCUAAUUUCUUAAUCAAUUCAUUUGUUGUCGAUUUCUAUCCCUUUAUAUUAUGUCAGAUCAAAUCACCACUUCAUCACCUACCCUAGCCAAACCAAUCCCAGGUUCAAAUGGUAGCAAUAAUUCAAAUCCUGAUAAUGGAUCUAAUCUAAGUUCAAGUUUAGAUUAUAUCACUGGAGUUUCAAAUGGUGAUGUCGAUUGGUUAUUUAGAGGUAAAUCAAAGAAAUUAACUAAAAAGAUGAAUAAUAAUCCCAGUAUUGAUACUAAUUCAACUAUAAAUACAACUAAUAGUACUAAUAAUUCAAAUAAUGUUGCCACUAAUAAUGAUUCAACCACUGUACCGAAUAAAUCAUCUAAUCCAUCAUCUCCCAAACUGAAUCGUGUUUCAUCUCAAAUGUUAAAAUCUUCCACUAUACCCUCUCCCAAUACAUCCACCACUAAUAAUUUAACUACGGCAAUGAAUACAUCUCAUUCUCAUCCUCCUAUCACUCCAUCUAUUCAAAUACCUCCUCCAUCUGUAAAUAAAUCAAUACCCACUACUUCAACUAGUGGUGGAACACCACCAACCACUUCAAAAUUUAAACUUGGAAGAUCAAGAUCAAGUUCAGCUUCAGUGGCUCAACCUCAAAUUCAAAAAAUUCAACAACAACAACAACAACAAGAAGAACCAAAACGAAGAGGAAGUUUAAAUAUUCUUAGUAAUUCAUUAACUAAUUCUGAUUUGGCUGUUAAUAAUGCUAAUGAUAUACCCAUAAUUUCAUCAUCCCCUCCUUCUGCCACUGUAUCGAGAAAUAAUUCAUCUCAAAAACGAUCCCUUUUCAGUUCAUUCUCAUCUAAAUUUAAAUCUUCAUCAUCAUCAUCUCCUGCUUCUCCUGCUAUAAGUGGGAAUCCAUCUUUAGUUGAUUCAAGUGCAAAUUCAAGUGCAACCAGUAGUGCUAAUAUAUCACCGGUGGUAUCAUCUCAAGUUCCAACUCCAUCAGCAUCAAAAUUAUCUUCAUCCCCUUUAACUUCAUCAAUUAUACCCCCUAUAAAUAAUGAAACUAUUAUUAAUAAACCUCCUGCGGGGACAGGGAUUAUCCCUACUCCAAAACAACGGAAAUCAUCCUUCAGUUCGAUUCUUUCUUCUUCACCCGGUGAUACAUCUGCUAUAUCCACCGUGAAUGGGAAUGGGAAUAUCAUUGGUGGUCAACUCCCCACUACAGUUGGAAUUAGUGCCGGAAGUGAUAGUUCUACUUCUACUUCUACAGCAGGUAAAUUCUUUGGAAGAAGAAGAUCAUCCGUAGCUCUACCUGCAUUAGAUAAAAAAUCAAUCACCUCAACUACAACUCCAUCAAGAGUUAUUUUAAAUAAAAAUCCUAAUCGGGAAGAAAUCCCUUUGAAGGAAUUAAAUGGAAUUAAAUUAAGAAGAGUUACAUUUGCCUUGGAUAAAUUGAUUUAUGAUCCUCAACAACAAAUCCCUUCCAGACGUCCUAAAAAGGGAAAUGUCAUUAUUCCCCAAGAUAUCAUGGCUCCACCUCCAAGAUUAUCCCAGGGGAUAUCAUUGAAUGAUGGUAAUAAUGCUGCUGCUGCUGCUGCUGCUGCUGGAAAUAUCACUACGACUUCGGCUAAUGCUACUUCUCAAUAUACUGAAAAGGAAAUCAGUCUAGCUAUUGAAGCACAAAGAAGAGCUUUACAUGAAGCUGAAAAACAUGCUCAGGAAGCUCAUUUAACCGCUAAGAGAUUAGCAACUGAAGUUUUAACUUAUAAAGGAGGAGGAGGGGGAAAUAAAUUUAAUUUAAGUCAAUCUCAAAUCAAAGAACAAAAUGAUAAUGAAGAAGUAGAUGGAGAAGGUGACGACGAUGACGAAGAAGAAUCUAAUGAAGUUGUUGAUGCUAGUUUUGAAAAAUUCGAAAUUGAUAAACCUUUACAUGUUCAUGAAAAUCAUUUUGAAGAUGAAGAACAACAAGUUUCUGUUGAUGAUUUAUCGUUGGAAACUAUAUAUACUAGAUGUUGUCAUUUAAGAGAAAUCUUGCCUAUCCCAGCUACUUUAAAACAAUUAAAGGGGAAAUCUAAACCAUUACAAGUUUUAAAAUUACUUAAUCCAAAACCUACAUUAAUUGAUGUAUUAUCAUUCAGUGAUUUCAUUGCUAUAACUCCUAUCAAUACAGUUAUUUUCGAUAAUGUAACUAUGACGACCGAAAUGUUAAAACACUUUUUAUCAUCCUUAGUUUAUAAUAAAUCAUUAGAGAAAUUAUCAUUACGAAAUGUGGCGAUUGAUGAAAUUGGAUGGAAAUAUUUAUGUAAAUUUUUAUCCCGAAAUUCCACCAUUAAGAAAUUAGAUAUAUCUCAACAACGAAUUAAAAGUGAUACCAAAUCGAAUUUAAUUCGAGCCAAUAUGAAUUGGGAUUUAUUCAUUCAAUCAUUGAUUUUAAGAAAUGGUAUUGAAGAAUUAGUUAUUAAUGGGUGUAAAUUAUCCGAUGAUACUUUCAAACAUUUAAUUGAAAAUGCAGUUAAGAUCUCCACUCAUAGAUUAGGUAUAGCAUCGAUGGAAUUGAAUUUAUUUAAAUCUCAAAUCGUGGCGAAUUGGAUCACUGAAAAGGAUUCAAAAUGUGUCGGAGUUGAUAUUGCAUUUAAUGAUUUAAGUCAAGGUCAAUUACAACCAUUUAUUCAUGCGUUUAAUAAACUUGCUAAUUCAACUUAUUCAAAAUUAUUAUUUUUUUCAUUACAUUCAACUCAUUUAACUAAUAUCGAUGAAACUGCUGAAUUAAUUAAAUCAUUGGUUAAUGUUAAAAGCUUACGAUUCUUAGAUUUAAGUUCAUUACCUGAUUUAUUUCCUGGUAUCAUAUCAAAAUUAAAUAAGAUUUUCCCUCAAUUUGAAGAUCUUCGAAGAGUUCAUUUUGAUUUAAAUGAUUUAACUCCACAUGCUAUUGGUGCUAUUGCGGAAAUCAUUCCUAAAAUGAAAUCUAUUUUCCAUCUUUCAUUAUUAGGUAAUCGAGCUUUAAAUCAUUCGGCUGCUGCUACAUUAUAUGCGGCUGUGAAAGCAUCAUCCACAAUUUUCAAUCUUGAUUUAGAUUAUGAUUUGAUUGAUGAUGAUUUAUCCCAACGAAUUGCAUUUUAUUUAAUGAGAAAUAUGGAUAGAGUUUUGAAACCAGAAUUUAAUAAAGAUAAUAAGAAUAAUCAAGAUGAUCAAGAAGAAGAUUUAAUCUUUGAUGGAACUUUAUUAAUGCAAACUGCCGAAAAAUUAUUAAAGGAAAGUGAUGAUAAUAAAAAGGAAGAUGCUAAGAUUCAAAGAAUUGUUACUAAUGCAUUUAUAGAAAGAACGAGAGCGGCAAGAAAAGAUAUUCAUAAAAUUAUUGAUACUUUAUUUGAAAAGAGAAAUCAAGGUACUUUAUCAUUUGAAGGUAAAGAAAGUUUAUUAAGAUUUUGUUUAUUGGAUUCAUCAUUAGAAAAAUUGGUUCAUAUGUUUGAAGAAAGAUCAAAAUAUAGUAAUAAUUAUCAUGAAGGUUUAACUCCAUCUCCAUCAGCAGAACAAAUUGGAUUCAAUUUACCGGUUGAAGCAGCUGAUAAGAAACCUCAAACUGAAGAAAAAGCUUCUACUACCAAAGAAAAGGAAUCAACUUUGAUUAAUCCUAAUAGUAGAAAAUCACCAUCUAUUUUACCACCCACUGCCAUUAAAUUAUCUCCUCAUGAUACAUUACAUCAAAGUUCUACAGAAUUAAUUACAGCAGGACCUAUUUUAACUCCACGUCAUUCUGAUGCAUUUGAUCAAUUCUUAGGAUUGGAACAAACUUUCCAACCUCAUCAAGUUGUGAUUGAUUCAUCUUCCGAUGGUAAGAGUGUUCCAAUUGAUAAUUUCACUGGUAGACCAAUUUUAAUGAGAUCAAUUAGUCAAACUUCAACUCAUGCUAAGGAACAAGAACAAGAAGAAGGAGAAUUCCAUAGAUUUGGUUUCUUUAUGCAACAACAUGAUGAUGAUGAAGAAGUUGGUAAUAAUGUUAAUAAACAACAACCUAAAACGGAAAUUCCAACUCUUAAUGUUUUACCAUCAGGUCCAGAGUUAAGAGAUGCUAUUAUAAAAGCCAAAGGUAUUGAAAGUGUUAAUGAAUUAAUCAAUAAAAUUAAUAAUAAUUAUGUUAGUAUUGAUAAUAUUUAUAAAUUACCCAUUGAUAAAACUACUGUGAAUCAAAUUAUUCAAGAUCACAAAAAUAGAGAUACAAAACUUCCCAUUGAAAAGAAACUUGUUGAAGUUCAAAAGGAAGGAAUUCAUGAUGAUGAUAAUGUAUCCAUCGAUUCAUUUGAAGUCGAUGAUGGGGAUGAAGAAGAUGGUGUAAAUGGAGGUCAACAGGUUAAUGCCGUUGUUAAUGAGGUUUAUGAUAAAUUAUUAAAUGAUGCCCAAAGGGUAAGGCUGAAUAAACAGGACUAAUAGGGAAACAAAUAAACAUAUAAAACAAAUACAUAUUUAUAUAUAUAUAUAUAGCACAUUUAUGUUGGCUUUAAUGCUUUCAUAUUAAUAAUAUAUAACGAAAUUAG
Messenger RNA from Scheffersomyces coipomensis, 4800 nucleotides. RefSeq names its product protein phosphatase regulator (gene LPI9). The transcript has a single exon. The record is from RefSeq and is a predicted model, not a curated record. Lineage: Eukaryota; Fungi; Ascomycota; Pichiomycetes; Serinales; Debaryomycetaceae. Bases 344 to 4693 code for a protein of 1449 amino acids.